This is a messenger RNA of Corapipo altera (White-ruffed manakin), 1610 nucleotides long. It is a transcript of the gene TXNIP, whose product is annotated as thioredoxin interacting protein. The transcript is spliced from 8 exons. Gene Ontology annotation, cellular component: cytoplasm. Gene Ontology annotation, molecular function: ubiquitin protein ligase binding. Gene Ontology annotation, biological process: protein transport. The record is from RefSeq and is a predicted model, not a curated record. Lineage: Eukaryota; Metazoa; Chordata; Aves; Passeriformes; Pipridae. Bases 204 to 1388 code for a protein of 394 amino acids.
GCACAGCGCUGAGGGCAGCGGCGGGCGAGGACUUUAUCGGCGCGGAGCAACUUCUGAAAAACCUCUGCUCUCGCCUCUGAACAAAGCGUCCGUCCAACCAACCUUUGUGCCUGCGACUCGCCUGGUUCCAGGCGGGCUUUCUUGCUCCAAGGGUGAUAAAGCCCCCCAAGCUUUCCUUUUUGCGUCCCCGCGCUGCCCCAGCCAUGGUGAUGUUCAAGAAGGUGAAGAGCUUCGCGGUGCUCUUCAGCGAGCCCGACAAGAUCUACUGCAGCGGGGACAAGGUGGCCGGGCGUGUGGUCGUGGAGGUGGCCGAGGUGACCCGCGUCAACGCCGUCAAGGUGUUGGCGUGUGGGGUGGCCAAAGUGACCUGGGCCAAGGGCCCGGCCCAGUGCCGGCAGGAGAUGGAGUACCUGCGCUUCGAGGACGUGCUGGCGCUCGAGGAGCAGCCCACGGAUGACGACGGCUCCGUCAUCCUCAGACCUGGGAACAAGUACGAGUACAAGUUCGGCUUCGAGCUGCCCCAGGGGCCGCUGGGCACCACGUUCAAGGGGAAGUACGGCUGCGUGGAUUACUGGGUGAAGGCAUCCCUGGAGCGCCCUGCCUGCCCCACCCAGCAGGUGAAGAAACGCUUCGAGGUGAUGGAUCCUGUGGAUGUGAACACCCCGGAAUUGCUGUCCCCAGUUGCAGCCAAGAAGGAGAAGAAGGUGUCUUGUAUGUUCAUCCCGGACGGACGCGUGUCUGUCAGCGCCCAGAUCGACAGGAAAGGCUUCUGUGAAGGCGACGAGAUCUGCAUCAACGCGGACUUUGAGAACACGUGCUCGCGCAUCGUGGUGCCCAAGGCGGCCAUCGUGGCCAAGCACACCUACCUGGCCAACGGCCAGACCAAGGUCUUCUGCCAGAAACUCUCCUGUGUCCGCGGCAACCACAUCAUCUCGGGCACCUCCGAGUCCUGGCGCGGCAAAACCAUCCGCGUGCGCAAGCUCAAACCCUCCAUCCUGGGCUGCAACAUCCUGCGUGUGGAGUAUUUCCUGCAGAUCUACGUCAGCGUCCCGGGCUCCAAGAAAAUCAUCCUGGAGCUGCCGCUGGUCAUCGGGAGCCGCUCGGGCAUCGGGAGCCGCAGCUCCAGCAUGGCCAGUCAGACCAGUUCCGAGAUGAGCUGGGUCGACCUGAACCUCCCGGAUGCUCCAGAGGCCCCCCCGUGCUAUCUGGACAUCGUUCCCGAGGAUCACCGGCUGGAGAGCCCCACCACUCCCCUCCUGGAUGAUCCCGACGGAUUCGACAGCCCCAUCUUCAUGUACGCGCCGGAGUUCAAGUUCAUGCCCCCCCCCACCUACACGGAGGUGGAUCCCUGCGUCGCCAACAACAACAACAACAACAACGUGCAGUGAGCGCCGCGGCCGGCGGCUCGCUUAUCCCGGACUCGGCUCCGUGUGCCGCCCGCCCGCGGCAGGGCACCUGCUCCCAAGGAACUGCCACAUUCCCGGGGAACGUUCCUGAGAGGAGCCACCGCCUCCGGUGGCCGCUGGAACCUUCCAGAAAAAAAACCCCGGGCGCUCCGAGCCGGCGGAGAGCCUUCGUGGACUGGCAGAGGAGAGAGAGAUGAGGGCGGA